Molecule: messenger RNA, 369 nt
Organism: Symbiodinium natans
Lineage: Eukaryota; Dinophyceae; Suessiales; Symbiodiniaceae
Source: the annotation of a GenBank genome assembly
AUGCUUAUCAAGGAAGACAUCUCAGAGCUGGAGACUAGCGUCGAACUGGGCUGCCAGUUCUUCGUCAAGGCGCUGGUUCCCGACACCAGCUGCAUCUUUGUCGACAUAGGCCUGAACUUCAGGCUUGAGAUGCCGCUGGCUGAAGCAGAAGCAUUCCUUGAAGACAAGGAGAAGCAUCUUUGCAAUGGCUUGGAGUUGAAGAGCAAGCAGGUUGCCAAAGUGAAGGCGGAUAUCCAUGAGGCCUUGCACCUUAUUGACUUGAUGACCAGUCUCCAGUCCGAUCCUCAUGAUUUUUUCUUCCGUAGGUGCGUCGAGUUGUCUAUGCCCUUGGGGGUGACAAGAUGUGUUUCUUCUUGGUGUUGUUGUUGA